AUGUCCGAAGCUGGGCCACGAAUUGCACGGGAUGCUGUGAUUGUGGUGGUCAAUAUGGUCGACCCAGUUCGGAGUGCCAUUAGGAAGGCUCAUUGGUUGUUCCCGGAAUCCCAUGCCAAUGACGCUAGCCUCCGCGUUAAAUGGCUGAAGUAUCCUGAAUGGGAGAUUUAUUUGGACGAACAAUGCUCGUAUUCCUCUCAGAAGCAUUUUCUAAGAGCCCUUAUCCGUGGAGCUUACCAAUACAUUCACUGCGAGAGAGAGUGGCUCUCUAGCAUGGAACUUUUGGGGGAGGUUUCCGAGGUGAAGUAUGAAUUUGAAAUAGUCUCCUGCAGAGAUGUGUACGAAAACCUUGGAUAUGAACCCAUUGAGCCUGAUGAACGGGAUAUGAGCAAUCCUCGUACACCUAUUGUCGGUCUGAGCGAUGACUACUAG
Molecule: messenger RNA, 432 nt
Organism: Aspergillus pseudonomiae
Lineage: Eukaryota; Fungi; Ascomycota; Eurotiomycetes; Eurotiales; Aspergillaceae
Exons: 2
Coding region: 1-432 (143 amino acids)
Source: RefSeq, a predicted model, not a curated record